This is a messenger RNA of Cercocebus atys (sooty mangabey), 819 nucleotides long. RefSeq names its product LBH domain containing 1 (gene LBHD1). Gene Ontology annotation, cellular component: nucleus. The record is from RefSeq and is a predicted model, not a curated record. Lineage: Eukaryota; Metazoa; Chordata; Mammalia; Primates; Cercopithecidae. Gene Ontology annotation, biological process: positive regulation of DNA-templated transcription.
UUUUCAACACAGCGAAUGGAGGUCAUACACAUACAUAUCCCUCUCCAUCCCCUCAACUCUGGAACAAACACUGAAAGUCAAGUGUACUGGUUGGAGAAAUGGGAUUUCUCUCAAAAGUUCCAUCUGCUGUCUAUUGUGGUGGAAGCCUCUGAGGUGAAUGAAGAGAGUGGGGAUCUCCAUUGGCCCCAUGAGGAGCUGCUGCUGCUCACUGAUGGUGAGGAAGAGGAUGCUGAGGCCUUCCUCCAAGACCAAAGUGAAGAGCCAGGCUGGGCUUGGAGCCCCAGAACACUUAACGCUGGACUUAGCUGGGCAGACCAGGAUGAUGAAGAUGCUUGUUGGAUUCUUGAGGACACUAAGUGUCUGGAAGCCACCAACCACUGUCCCUUCUGGGACUCAGCAACAGGCUCCUGUGUUUGUUGAAGUGACUUUGUGGAAUAUUCUUGUCUCCUGCCUCCUAAUAGCUUUGAGGGUAAGCAUUGUUCCCUCCCUCUCAAACAUCUCAUCCAGGUUUAUGAAGCUCCUUAUACCCAUCCUCUCACAAUCUCCUUUUACAGGUGAGAAAAAUGAGGCUUACAGUUUAGGCCACUAGAUUAUACAAGUCAGUCGGCGCCGGGGUUUGGAUUCAGUUCCUGUCUGCUGCUUUUAGGAGCUCCAGUUAAUUGAAACUGGGGAAAGACCCACUUGUACCUUCUCUUUUCAGCAUUCAUCUUGUGCUAAAUAUUGCACACAUCAUUGUAUGCAAUCUCUGUAACCCCAGAUUAUUCCCACUCUGCAGAUGAGUAAACUGGGGAACAGAAACAUUCAGCAAUAUGGUACCCA